AUGCAUGCUCCCCAGGCCACCGCCGAACUUGCCGCUACCUACGCCGCCCUCAUCCUUGCCGACGAUGGCAUUGAGAUCACCUCCGACAAAAUUGUCGCGCUGACAACCGCGGCUGGUGUUGAGCUCGAGCCCAUUUGGGCAUCUCUCCUCGCGAAGGCGCUCGAGGGCAAGGAUGUCAAGGAUCUCCUCUCCAACGUCGGUGCGGGUGGUGGAGCUCCGGCCGUGGGUGCCGGGCCCGCAGCAGGUGGUGCCGCCGCCGCCGUGGAGGCGCCGAAAGAGGAGGAGAAGAAGGAGGAGGAGAAGGAGGAGUCCGACGACGACAUGGGCUUCGGUCUGUUCGACUAA
Molecule: messenger RNA, 345 nt
Organism: Epithele typhae
Lineage: Eukaryota; Fungi; Basidiomycota; Agaricomycetes; Polyporales; Epitheliaceae
Product: 60S acidic ribosomal protein P1
Exons: 3
Coding region: 1-345 (114 amino acids)
Biological process (GO): translational elongation; cytoplasmic translation
Cellular component (GO): cytosolic large ribosomal subunit; ribosome
Molecular function (GO): protein kinase activator activity; structural constituent of ribosome; ribonucleoprotein complex binding
Source: RefSeq, a predicted model, not a curated record